Molecule: messenger RNA, 1191 nt
Organism: Saccharomycopsis crataegensis
Lineage: Eukaryota; Fungi; Ascomycota; Saccharomycetes; Ascoideales; Saccharomycopsidaceae
Gene: CDC11
Product: septin CDC11
Exons: 1
Coding region: 1-1191 (396 amino acids)
Biological process (GO): protein localization to bud neck; cellular bud neck septin ring organization; cytoskeleton-dependent cytokinesis
Cellular component (GO): septin complex; microtubule cytoskeleton; septin ring
Molecular function (GO): molecular adaptor activity; GTPase activity; GTP binding
Source: RefSeq, a predicted model, not a curated record
AUGGUUGCCGUGAUUCAGUCCUCAGCAUUGAGAAAGAAGAAAUCUUUGAAGAAAGGGAUUCAAUUCACUUUGAUGGUGGUUGGUCAAUCUGGUACUGGUAGAUCGACCUUCAUCAACAGUUUAUGUGGCCAAGAAGUGGUGGUCCCAUCUUCUACCAUUCCUGACCCAAAAGACGACUCUUUGAAGAAAGAGAUGACUAUGCGUACCGAAAAUGUCGAAUUGGAAGAUGCAGAAGGGGUCAAGAUUUCUCUCACCAUCAUUGAUACUCCAGGGUUUGGGGAUUCUAUUGAUAAUGAGAUGACAUUUGAAAAAAUCAUUGAUUAUAUUAGACAUCAGUAUGAUGAAAUCUUGCUUGAAGAAAGUCGUGUUAGAAGAAACCCAAGAUUCAAAGACGGGCGUGUCCACGCGCUUUUAUAUUUCAUUGUCCCAACUGGGCAUGGAUUAAGAGAAAUCGACGUGACAAUAAUGUCCAAACUUAGUAGCUUGGUCAAUGUUAUUCCAGUGAUUUCCAAAAGUGACUCUUUGACCCGCGAAGAGUUGGAAUUGAACAAGAAAUUGAUCAAUGAAGAUAUGAAGCAUUACGGUAUUCCAAUCUACGGCUUCCCAUUCGAUUUGGAUUAUGAUGAUGAAGAAACCAUCGAUGCUAACACUUAUUUGAAGACAUUGAUUCCAUUCGCUGUUGUUGGCUCAAACGAUACUUUUGAAGCCGACGACGGGUCACUAAUCAGGGCCAGAAAAUAUCCUUGGGGUUUGGUGGACAUAGAAGAUCCAGAACAAAGUGAUUUCAUCAUCUUGCGAAAUGCAUUGUUGAUCAGUCAUUUGCAAGAUUUGAAGGAAUACACCCACGAAGUUCUUUAUGAAAAGUUUAGAACCGAAGCGCUUUCUGGUAAGAACGACGAAGCCGAUGAAGCCGACGACAGUGUGUUACAAGUAGCACAAGCCAAGGAAAUCAUCAAGAGCAGAUCAGCAUCCGUUGGUAAAGGUAGCGAGGGUUACUUGGCCAGAGAAGAACAAAUUAAGUUGGAAGAAGAAAGAUUGAGAGAAUAUGAAGAAAAGGUCGAACAAGAAUUGUUGAAGAAGAGACAAGAAUUGUUGGAUAGAGAAAAGGAAUUGAGAGAGAUGGAAGAAAGAUUGACAAAGGAAAGAUUACAAUCACCAGCUCUUAGCGCCGCCCCAACCGAAGAUUACUAA